AUGGACGCCGUGUCGUCCAGGCCAUCUCGCAUCAACUAUCGUUCUUGGCAAACAGCAGAGGCGCAGGGCUUUACCGAUCUGUCGAGGCAUCCCGAGGUGUAUGGGGCUCCGUAUUGGCAGAUUUACCGGCCAGAUUAUCACUCCAUCCUAGUUGAGGCUGCCGCGAAAGCUGGCGCUGUCAUCCGCAAGGGUCAGACCGUGGUUGACUACAAGCCCGAGGAGGCCACAGUCGUCCUUGAGUCUGGAGAGACGCUUCGUGGCGAUCUGGUUAUUGCUGCCGAUGGAGUCAAGAGCUUGGCCAGGAAGGUGAUGGGGCUGAACAUCGAGCCUCACGAGACAGGCGACACGUGCUUCCGCGUUGUGGUGCCGAGAGAGAGGUUAACCAGUGAUCCGGAGCUGGCGUCGCUCAGCACCGACCCCAACUUUGAGCAGUUCCUCGGUCCCGACCAUCACAUUAUCGGAUACAACAUGCAAAAGGAGAAGACGUUCAAUCUACUGAUGGUCAUCCCUGACGACCGCAAGAUGAAGGGAUACAAGGCCCCUGCAACUGCUUCCGAGGUCAGAGAGGCCUACAAAGGAUGGUCUCCUAUGGUGCAGAAACUCCUUUCCUUCCUGCCCGAAGAGGUCGAGAAGUGGCGCCUGACUGAUCUCCCUACCAUCACGGACUGGGUGCAUCCCUCAGGGAAAAUGGUUCUCAUCGGCGACGCAUCCCACGCCACGCUUCCGUAUCUUGCGCAAGGCGCGGCAAUGGCGAUUGAAGAUGCCGUCGUGCUCGGAUCCGCGCUGUCUCACGUUAGCGCCAAGGAGGACAUUCACCGGCUGUUGCUCUUCUUUUACAAGACAAGAGUCGGUCGUGCACAUGCGAUUCAAAGGGGCAGCUUCACCAACAGGUUUUUCAUCCACAUGAGGGAGGAGGAGAUCCUCAAAAUGAGGCUUGGCGUGUUCAAGGCUGGCGACUAUCCCAGCAGCCCGAAUCUGAUGGGCAACACGGUGUUCCAGGACUGGCUGUACGGCUAUGAUGCCAAGGCUGACGCCAGCUUGCAAUGGGAGAAGGAGGUGCGAGCAAAUGGGUCGCGGCUGUAG
Messenger RNA from Verticillium alfalfae VaMs.102, 1083 nucleotides. RefSeq names its product salicylate hydroxylase. The record is from RefSeq and is a predicted model, not a curated record. Bases 1 to 1083 code for a protein of 360 amino acids. Lineage: Eukaryota; Fungi; Ascomycota; Sordariomycetes; Glomerellales; Plectosphaerellaceae. Gene Ontology annotation, molecular function: FAD binding; monooxygenase activity. Gene Ontology annotation, biological process: secondary metabolite biosynthetic process. The transcript is spliced from 3 exons.